Messenger RNA from Rhagoletis pomonella (apple maggot), 2161 nucleotides. RefSeq lists its product as uncharacterized. The record is from RefSeq and is a predicted model, not a curated record. Bases 784 to 1992 code for a protein of 402 amino acids. The transcript has 2 exons. Lineage: Eukaryota; Metazoa; Arthropoda; Insecta; Diptera; Tephritidae.
UAAACUCAACUCACCACACCUUAACUCACCUCACCUCAACUCACCUUAACUUACCUAAACUCAUCGUAACGCAACUCGCCUCAACUCACCACACCUAACUCUUCUCAUGGAACUCAUGCCACGGUUCCGCGGAAGCUAAGUUCGUGAAAGUCUUGACGAAACCCCACUCAACUUAUUGUGAGUUAGGUCUGCAAAAAUCCUCCGGCUGAACCCUCCACGAGGGUGUUGACUGGAAAUGGGCACUACAGAGGAUUCUGUGCGAUGUCAGAAUGGUGCUCAGCUAAGAUCAGGAAUCAGUGCUAUGUGCUAAACUCCUUAGUAGCGUAGUCAUAUGGAAAUGGUUUCUGAUCGUGGCUUGGAGGUCUGAAGGGGCUGGAUCAAGGCGUCACGCGCACCGCACCGAGGAUCGGCCAGGCUGGGGGCCCCUAAAUAGCCCAAUCGCGAACGGAGCCCUCUGGGAGGCGGCCACACCCAGGAUGUAAGUAGGCCUUACCUGGGCAUCGCGGAUCUCUGCCCGGGUGGACGAACCCCUUUCUCCGCAGCCCGUGGGAUCAAAUAUGGACAGAAAACAAAUAACAACAACAGCAACAACAACAUCAAAAACAAAUUAUAAAGGGACCGGCCCCCUUAAAGCGUCGGAAGGGUCUCGGCCCACUAAACAAGGAGCUCAAGCGAUGCAGAGUACCUCCACCAGCCGUAGUGCGGUGACAAAUAGCGGGAAAACAAGGCCAAUGGUGAAACCGGGCCAAGCUUUCGCAAAAACGAAGGAAAGUGGCGGUGGGGAUGCUCAAAGGAGUCCACCCCGGGAAACUCCUGGCACCAGUGGAUGCCAACCUGGCAUGCAGAUUGCAGCCGGGGAUAAGGCUGAAUCUGGGGCGCAGGCCCCGGGCGGUCCUCCCGCGACACCCAUGGCCUUCACGAGGCCUGACCAGAGGCCAGAACCAGCUGCAGCGGGCUAUCGACAGAGGAAGCUGGCUGCUCGAAUCCUGCAAAGGUUCACCGCAUGUGAAGGAGAUCCUCACAGAAAUCGACUGCGCAAAGGCAGUCCUGCCCGACUACCGCAAGCCGGAGGAGAAGCAGCCGCAGGCGCCCUCCAGUAAGCGCAAUAGAUCGGGGGAAAAUACGCCCAACCAUGCAAAGAGGGUCAGAACGCAGGGGCCUUCUUUUGCUUUUGAAGUAGCCAAGGAGCAGAUCCUGCUCGGCGUCAUUGAUGAGAGCAAUGAAGACAGCCUCACCCUGAGGCAGCAAUGGAAGUGGGUUAAGGCCGCGAUGGCCGACAUUGCUAUCAACAUUAUGUUGGAGAAUCCGGGACCUCCGCCAACCUGCAAGGGAGCGGGGUGGUUCCAAAAUAACAUCCGCGUUAUAGCAUGCGAGGAUGCUAGAUCAGCGGAGAUCUAUAAGAAAACAGUCGCAGGUAUUGGAGAAGUCUACCCUGGUGCGAAGCUCAAGGCGGUCGACUUCAAGGACCUACCGGUGCGACCGAGAGCGAGAGCAUGGUUGCCUUGCAGGCCAGCGGAGCCAAAAAGGAUCCUGCAAACCAUAAGGCUCUAUAACCCGGAGCUACCUACCGAAAAUUGGAAGGUGGUAAAAAUUAACGAAAGCGGUAAAGCGACGAUGCAGGUUGUCCUGCUUCUAAAUAAGGACUCCAUAGAGUUGUUGGAGCAAAAGAGCGGGGUCAUACGUUACGGCUGUGACAUGGCCAAAAUUAAGGUCUACAGCAACGACGUAAACGCAGCGAAGAACCUGAUCGCGGAGGUAGAGCCGGAAGAGGCCAACAGCGACGUGGAGAUGGAGGAAGAAUCCGAGAAGGUUGAUCCGAUGGACGACCUGACCGGGGGUUAUGCCUCAUCGACGUUUUCCAUGGGGGUCGGACGCAUGCUUCGGCUUUAUACGGAGGAGGAGUUGAUCGAGAUGUCGGAAGACGCGGUCAACUCCACCCUAAUAGGCGACGUGGGCGGUAACGGCCAAGAUGGUGAAGGUACUGCAGAUUAACCUUCACCACUGUAAAGCAGCUUCAGCUGCACUGCUGCUCCAUCUAACAGCUAAAGGGGCAGCCGACAUCGUCCUAAUCCAAGAACCUUGGGUGGUGGGACAAAACAUUUGUGGGCUGAAAGCGCCGGGCUACAGACUGCGACGAGGACACAACAGCGGUCAGUCUAAG